Messenger RNA from Humulus lupulus (European hop), 2295 nucleotides. RefSeq lists its product as uncharacterized. Bases 1 to 2295 code for a protein of 764 amino acids. The transcript is spliced from 3 exons. Gene Ontology annotation, molecular function: zinc ion binding. The record is from RefSeq and is a predicted model, not a curated record. NCBI's taxonomy places the organism in Eukaryota, Viridiplantae, Streptophyta, Magnoliopsida, Rosales, Cannabaceae.
AUGGAUUAUGAAAGUGAUACGGAGAACCAAAUACCAGAGGUGGUUGUGCUUUCAAAUUCAGAGGAUGAUAUUGGUGAUGUGAGGGAAGAUACAGUUGAGGAGAAGCAAGAACCGGUUCAGGGUGACAAAAAUGGGAAAGGAAAGCAAGCUGAUGUGAGGGAAAAUACAGCUGAGGAGAGCCAAGAAAAAGUUCAGCGUGACAGAAAAGGGAAAGGAAAGAAAACUGGUUGUAGUAGAAGAGAGAAUGAUGAAGAUUUUAUAUUGGAGGAGGAAGAAUUUGAGCAAGAUGUUGAAGCUGAGAUAGAUAUGGAUGGUAUAUGUUCUAAGGAGGAGUUGCACGAAUUGAAGUCAGUUGAUGAGUUUGAUGCUAGUAAAAAUUCCAAAGAAUUCAACCCGAAAACCAAAAUGCAAAACUUCCAAUUUGUUCUUGGCAUGGAAUUUGUCACUGUUACAAUUUUAAGGAAUGCAAUAAGGGAGUACUUUAUUGAAGGUGAUCAAGAACAUGUAUUUAUUGCCAAUGAUUCAAAUAGAGUUAGAGGUAAGUGCAAGGGUGUAAACUGUGAAUGGAUGUUGUGUGCUUCAAUAGUUAACAAGACAGAUGGCAAGAUAAUGAGGGUUAAAACACUUGUUGACAAGCAUAGUUGUGGCAUUGUUUUGGACAAUAAAAAGCUGACCUCAACUUGGCUUGCAAAGCACUUUUUGGAGAAAUUUAGGCUAAAUCCGAGUAUGGAAUUCACUGCAUUUAGGGAUAUAACUGCAAAGACCAAGUACUCACGUGUGUCUAGCUGGACAUUUUACAGAGCCAAGACAAAAGCAAGGAAGAUGGUUGAAGGGUUUGUCAAUGAACAAUACACCAUUCUUGAUGAUAACUGUAAAAGGUUGUUGGCUACCAAUCAUGGCUCUACUGUGAAGUUGAAAACUGAUUUGGUUAAUGGGAGAAGGACAUUUCAACGUAUUUAUAUUUGUCUUAAGGCAUGUAGAGAUGGCUGGUUGGGGAGUUGUAGACCUUUAAUUAGUCUUGAUGGCUGCUUCUUGAAAGGAUAUUGUAGGGGAAUUUUAUUGGCUGCAGUAGGCAUUGACGAUAAUAACUCCAUGUUUUCCAUUGCCUAUUGUGUUGCUGAAAAGGAAAACAAUGAGGUUUGGACAUGGUUCUUGGAGCUAUUGAAGGAUGAUCUAAGGAAUUUGAGUCCUACCAAGGUGAUAAUGAUGAGUGAUCGUCGAAAAGGAGUAGAAAAUUUAGUGGGAGCCAUCUUUAGUGGGUGUGAGGUGAGGUAUUGUGUUAGACACCUUCAUGCUAACUUUAAAAAGGAAUAUCCUGGGCUUUUACUUAAGCAGCUUUUGUGGGCAGUAGCUAAUACUACAACACAAGCUGAGUGUGAUCGAGCAAUGCAAGAAGUCAAGGAUGUUUCAGAUGGUGCUUACAAUUGGCUGGCAAGGAAGAACCCCACAGAAUGGAGUAAGUCACAUAUUUUAGAGUACCCAAAAUGUGACAUUUUGGUGAAUAAUUUGUAUGAGAGUUUCAAUGCAUCCACACUUGAUGCUCGCGACAAGCCAAUUAUAACUCUACUAGAGAAAAUUAGAUUUUGGUUGAUGUCUCGAUUUUAUAACAAAAAAGCUAAGUUGGAGAAGAUGACUCAACCUGUGGGGAAGAGAAUUUUGAAGAUAAUUGAGAAGCAAAAAGAGGUUGCAAAGCAUUGUCUGGUUACUAGGUUUGACAAGAUUGAGUUUCAGGUUCAAUGCAGCAAUGGUAGUGCCUUGGUUGUCGAAUUUGAAUUCAGAACUUGUACAUGUAAGAGGUUUCAACUAUUUGGGCUUCCUUUUGGCCAUGAAUUAGCUACUAUCUAUUUCAUGGGAGGUAAUGUCUUUGAUUAUGUCCACGGAUUCUAUAAAAAAGAAUCGUUGCAAAAAGCAUAUGAACAGAGUGUGCAUCCUAUGCCUAGUCCAGAUAUGUGGCCUCAGACAGGACUCAACCCAAUUGAUCCACCACCUGAGACGAAUCUACCUGGAAGACCUAAGAAAGCUAGGAGAAGGGAGACAAAUGAACCUGCACCUGCUUUAAAGAAAGCUCGAAGAAUUGGACAAGUUAAAACAUGCAACAAUUGUCUGAAAACAGGGCAUAAGAGAGAAACAUGCAAAUCUGCUAAGGUGGUUCAGAAUCAUGUAGUCAAAAAACGAGGCCGUCCACCACCGCAGAAACCAACUGAAGCCAUACUUAAAAGGAAGGAAAGAAGGCUGAAACAACAUGCUAAAGGAGGAAGUAAUGGUGCAAAGGAUGCUCAACCCGAUACUGUCUGA